CACGUUCCAAAACGGCUAUUUCACCCUUGCUGUCCCAACUCACACCCACCAGUUCAACAAUCAGUCGUCCUGCACACAGCCCACCCCAAAUCACUGUUGAUGGCGUAAAGCCAGCCUGAUUGUUGUACCAUCUUUUACCAUUACAAUUGAACCAUCGGUCUAUCGGGAACCCGUACAGAGUUCAUAGUCAGGUGAUCGGUCUCUACCAUCGAAAUUACACACAUCGUCAUCCCUUGAUCAGUUGUUGAACUAGUACAUUGCUGACUGGUCAUUGACUCAAAACAACCGCAAAGGCACGCUGUAUCACAAACAUUAACGGCGGUUAACAACACAGCAUCUUCCACCGAGCGUAUACAUCAGCGUCCACUUGGACCACAGAACCCGCCUUACACACGGACACGUCCAGCCCGUCAAACUAGUCAUCUCCAUAUUUGUACACGUCCACAACCAUGAGUUCUCCAAACAGUGAGGAUUCCAAUGGCAGCAAUUCCAACGCCUCAAGAACAGCCAAUAAAAACUCUAACAGCUAUCAGGACUACCCCAUGCAGAACCACUACCGCUACGGCGAUGUCCAGCCUGAGCAAGAAUUCUUCAUGGAUAACGAGAUCAAUGAUUACAAAGAGUUGAAGGAAUCUAUCAUGAAACAACGGAGGGCGUCCGACUUGCUGCAGGGCCACAAUCAUCACUUUGUUGACCACAACUCUCUCUUGAGAUUGCCAACGGAGAUCUUAUUGCAAAUCUUCCAUCAUUUGGACAGAAAGGAUCUAUUUUCCUUAUUGACCGUGUGCCGUGAAUUUGCUGACUUGAUUAUAGAAAUCCUUUGGUUUAGACCAAAUAUGCAAAAUGAUGUCUCUUUCAAGAAGAUUAAAGCAAUCAUGGAGUUGCCAAGAACUCAGACUCAUUGGGACUAUCGUUUGUUCAUCAAGCGGUUAAAUUUGUCUUUCAUGACCAAGUUGGUCGAUGAUAAUUUAUUGUCCCUAUUCAUCGGCUGCCCUAAGCUUGAACGGUUGACGCUUGUUAAUUGUACUAAGCUUAGUCAUACCCCUAUAACAAACGUUUUACAGAACUGUGAAAAGCUACAGUCUAUCGAUUUAACGGGAGUCACUGACAUACAUGAUGAUAUUAUUAAUGCAUUAGCGAAGAAUUGCACUAGACUACAAGGUCUCUAUGCGCCAGGUUGCGGUAACGUUUCAGAAGAAGCAAUCAUAAAUUUACUCGAGUCAUGCCCAAUGUUGAAGAGAGUCAAGUUCAAUAACAGCAAUAACAUCACCGACAGAUGUAUUUUGAAAAUGUAUGAGAAUUGUGUGUCAUUGGUUGAAAUUGAUUUGCAUAACUGUCCAAAUGUUACGGACAAAUACUUGAAGUCGAUAUUUUUGGAUUUAUCACAACUCAGAGAGUUUAGAAUAAGCAAUGCCACGGGUAUCACAGACAAGUUGUUUGAGUAUCUCCCAAAUGAAUUCUACUUAGAGAAACUCAGAAUAAUUGAUAUUACUGGAUGUAAUGCAAUUACAGAUAAGUUGGUAGAGAAAUUAGUGAUGUGUGCCCCAAGAUUGAGAAAUGUUGUCUUGUCGAAAUGUAUGCAAAUCACAGAUGCUUCAUUAAGAGCGUUGAGUCAAUUGGGCAGAAGUUUGCAUUAUAUCCACUUGGGGCAUUGUGUAUUGAUUACAGAUUUUGGUGUCGCAUCCUUAGUGAGAUCAUGCCAUCGUAUACAAUACAUCGAUUUGGCAUGCUGCUUACAGCUAACUGAUUGGUCCUUGGUCGAAUUGGCGAAUUUACCUAAGUUGAGAAGAAUAGGUUUGGUCAAAUGCAGUCUUGUUACUGAUAAUGGAAUAAUAGAACUAGUCAGACGUCGUGGUGAACAAGAUUGUCUCGAAAGAGUUCAUUUAUCUUAUUGCACAAACUUGACUGUUGGACCCAUCUAUUUAUUGCUCAAAAACUGUCCAAAGUUGACUCAUUUAUCAUUAACUGGAAUAACUGCAUUUUUAAGAAGAGAAAUCACACAGUAUUGCCGUGAUCCACCUCCAGAUUUUACCGAAGCUCAAAGAAAUUCGUUCUGUGUUUUCUCGGGCCAUGGUGUGAACCAAUUGAGAAAUCACUUGAACCAAGCAAUGGAGGAAAGAGCGUAUCAUAUCGAACAAGGUGACAUCCAAGCAUUGUUCCAAGAAAGAAGAAGAAGAUUCAUGAAUGGUGGUGGGGAAAUGGAUGAAGAAGAGAUGAACAUUUGGGCAAGAGGUGCUGGUUUGGGUUUGUUGCAACAAAAUGUGCUCCAAAAUAAUGAAAUACAAGACAUAAAUAGGGAGAUCUUUAGUGAAAUUAAUGGUGGUCGUAUGGCUCCUGACGAUAUGAGAGAGCAUUUUCAACGAAUCAUCAGACAGCGUCACCAUCAACGCCAGGAACUGGUCCAAAGAGGCCAAUCUCAAACGCCUACCCAAGUUCUUCAAGCACAUCAGUUCCAAAGAAAUCCACAAAAUGCCCCUCAGAUAGUUCAACCAGCUGUGUUUCCAAAUGGUGAACAGUCGAUACCAGUCAUCAACGAAGAUGAAGAUGCAGAAAUGGAGGAGCCCGGCCUCUUCCCGAGACAGGCUUCUAGUUAGGGUGCAGUACCGAAGAUACAACUUGUUGCUACAUACAUCUGAAGUACCAUACUCUUUUGUUGCCUUGCAAAUAUUGAUAGCAAUGCCUCGCAAUGUCAUAAGUAUUCUUGAGGAAUUUUUCCUCGUCUUCUGCAUUCAUUCAUUUAAUUCAUUAAUUCUAUCAUUUAAAAUUCUAUCCUUUUAUAGCAAUAUUUGACAUCCAUCAAA
Molecule: messenger RNA, 2801 nt
Organism: Suhomyces tanzawaensis NRRL Y-17324
Lineage: Eukaryota; Fungi; Ascomycota; Pichiomycetes; Serinales; Debaryomycetaceae
Gene: GRR1
Product: SCF ubiquitin ligase complex subunit
Exons: 1
Coding region: 450-2594 (714 amino acids)
Biological process (GO): SCF-dependent proteasomal ubiquitin-dependent protein catabolic process
Cellular component (GO): SCF ubiquitin ligase complex
Molecular function (GO): protein binding
Source: RefSeq, a predicted model, not a curated record